AAGAAGGUGAAGAGAGACGGGAGGGUCGUGUGUCGCAGGUCCGAGACUUUCAGGAGCACGCUGUUCUCGAGUCCGCACGAUGAGCAUUCGGCUCGUCAGUUGUGCGAGAGCGAGACGUCUUUCGGGCCGGACCCCGUGUCGGAGAAGGAGGGACUGUUCUGUGAUAUGGAUGAGAAGAAGCUUUGGCCAUUGUGUUCGGAGAAGGUCAAGGUGACUUGCUUUGAUACGGAUACUAAUUCUAUGCGAGGCGGGUCUGCGAAGAGAGAGCCUGUUCCGUUGAAGCAGUCCGGUACGGUCAAGAAGUGGGGCGCAGCUGGAAAUGCUUGAUGGCUGUCACAAAAACUCCUGUUCUGUCUCGAGACGGAUGGUAGCAGCUGGUAGUUUGGAAGAUCUCUGUACUUUACUCAUGUUAUUAUUCA
Mytilinidion resinicola is the source of this 419-nucleotide messenger RNA. RefSeq lists its product as uncharacterized. The transcript has a single exon. Bases 166 to 327 code for a protein of 53 amino acids. The record is from RefSeq and is a predicted model, not a curated record. NCBI's taxonomy places the organism in Eukaryota, Fungi, Ascomycota, Dothideomycetes, Mytilinidiales, Mytilinidiaceae.